GUUCGGGGCGCACUAGGGGACCCGGGGGCGGAUUCGGGGCGGACUAGGGCUGCUGGAGCGCAGAGACUCAGAGAGGGGCGGGGCGCACGGCUGGACACGCGGUGAAAGGAGUGAUCAGGGUGGGGCGCAGCGAGGCCGCUGAAGUCUCUGCCGUGGAUGGGCCUCGAACUCGGAGCGGGUGGGGCCCCUGGAGACGCAGACGACGCCUCCGCUUGGCUCGGCGGCUGGAGCCCGGGAGAGAGGCCGCGCCCGGGCGCCCUCGGCCGCGUGGUGCCCACCGCGCGCUGCGCCCACACCAUGCCCGUGUCCGACCAGGCGUUUGUCACGCUGGCCACCAACGACGUCUACUGCCAGGGGGCCUUGGUGCUGGGGCAGUCACUCCGGGAGCACAGGGCCACCAGGAGGCUGGUGGUGCUGCUCACGCCUCAGGUGUCCACCCCGCUCAGGGUUAUCCUCUCAAGGGUGUUCGAUGAGGUCAUCGAGGUGAACCUCAUAGACAGCGCGGACUACGUCCACCUGGCCUUUCUGAAGAGACCUGACCUCGGAAUCACCCUCACCAAGCUUCACUGCUGGACGCUCACCCAUUACAGCAAAUGCGUCUUCCUGGAUGCAGACACAUUGGUGCUGUCCAACAUCGAUGAGCUAUUCGACAGGAGGGAGUUUUCUGCGGCCCCAGAUCCCGGGUGGCCGGAUUGCUUCAAUAGCGGGGUGUUUGUCUUCCAACCCUCGCUGGAGACGCACAGCCUCUUGCUACAGCACGCCGUUGAGCACGGCAGCUUUGACGGGGCAGACCAAGGCUUGCUGAACAGUUUCUUCAGUAACUGGUCCACCGCCGACAUCCAACACUUGCCCUUCAUCUAUAACUUGAGCAGCAACACCACGUACACCUACAGCCCUGCUUUCAAACAAUUCGGCUCCAGUGCGAAGGUGGUCCACUUUCUGGGGUCCUCGAAGCCUUGGAACUACAAGUACAAUCCCCAGACGGGCUCCGUUUUGGAGGAGGGCUCCGGGCGGGCCGACCAGCCUCAGACGUCCUUCCUUAACCAGUGGUGGGGAAUUUACCACCGUAGCAUCUUGCCCCUCUGUGAAAAUAUCCGGAACAAGGACCACCAGGCGCCCCCAGGUCACACGGCUCGCCUUGGAGGCAUCGGGGUGCCGCGUUCCAGUGCAGCAGCCACAGCAGAGGGGUCGUGUGCGAAUCCAGCAGAGGGGCCCAGGCAGGCUAGCUCUGCUGACAGCUCGGAGAGGACCGUGGGGGCGGAGGGAGACAUCCCCACUCUGGCAGCGUGCCCUUCCGAAGAGACGGGAGGUUGUCGAGAAAUAGAGACUCGAGGUGAAGUGCGACGUGACCUGUUCUCAACACCCUCCCCCCAGUUUGCAGACCUCACAGAGAUCCAAAGCUAUUCGCGGCGGGCGGAAAACGAAGGAGGUGCCCCAGCCGAGGACGCCUUGGAACCGAGCCGGGAGCCCCCUGCGGAUGUCAGCAGGGACCCCAGUCCCCAGGACGCUCUGGAGGUGGACCUGACCAUUUCCGUCUCCCAGAUCUCCAUCGAAGAGAAGCUCAAGGUCCUGAGUUCCGAGGAGGAGCGGAGGAAGUGGGAGGAGGGGCGGAUGGAUUACCUGGGGAAGGAUGCCUUUGCCCGCAUUCAGGAAAAGCUGGACCGCUUCCUGCAGUGACCGCACUGUCCUGUUCCAUCCACGUCCCAAAGCCCUUUCCAAGGAGCUCUUCACCCACGUGCCUCUGUUUACGGUCAGCCCUCCUGAGUGCCUUCUGCCCACCCUGUGGUCCAUCCGAAACCCAGCUCGAAGCCCCGUGUGACCCCAGCUCCCCAUGCCUCUCAGGCUUCCCCGGGGACGUCCUGUCUGCUUUAUGUCUUGUUAGCAAGUCACUGAGGAUGGUGACUGCAGCCAUGAAAUUAAAACACACUUGCUCCUUGGAAGAACAGCUGUGACCAACCUAGACAGCGUAUUAAAAA
Capra hircus (goat) is the source of this 1976-nucleotide messenger RNA. It is a transcript of the gene GYG2, whose product is annotated as glycogenin 2. The record is from RefSeq and is a predicted model, not a curated record. Lineage: Eukaryota; Metazoa; Chordata; Mammalia; Artiodactyla; Bovidae. Gene Ontology annotation, molecular function: glycosyltransferase activity. Gene Ontology annotation, cellular component: cytoplasm.